AAAUUAUGCACAGUUUCUACCACUGCACUGGAAGCAUAUGCUGCUAUCAAAAAGAGGAAGGGAGGAAAGAGUUUGAAAAGUUUGCAUAGAUCUUUCAACGCGCUCUAUCUUACUAUUCAACAACGAGGCUGUGGUGGUUGCUUUUUGUACAAGAGAAAGGCAUGUUCUGUUUGCUUUGCUGACUUCACCAGGCAAAGAGCAAACAUGACAAGAGUGCCUCUUAUGGAAUGGAACCCGCUGUUUGUUUCCAAACCUCGGCUCUUAAGAAACUGCAGUGGACAGAAACACCAACACUCCAUUGCCGCUAAGAUGUUAAGGAGAACAUCCAUUUUUCAAGAAAAACUAAAUGAGCGCAAUCUUCACCAACAGAAAAUUCUGCAUAGUGCUUUCAUGUCGUUGAAUUGGCAUAGCUUAAUGCAACUUUCAAUCGACGUUGAAGUGAGGCAUAGGACUAGAGAAACUAGAACAUUUCUGGCACAAGUCAGUUUGGUCGGUGAGAGGAAUCUUCAAAACUAUGGGUAGGGCUAAAAAAGGGAAAAUCACCAAAGCCGCUAGUGAAGCAAGAUGUUACAGCCUGAUGGCACACGAUGUGACUGAUAUCCAGGUGAAAGAACAGAACAUCAUAUUCAUCCAGUACAUUCAGAAUACACAAGUUCAGUUCCGAUUU
Porites lobata is the source of this 667-nucleotide messenger RNA. NCBI's taxonomy places the organism in Eukaryota, Metazoa, Cnidaria, Anthozoa, Scleractinia, Poritidae. The record is from the annotation of a GenBank genome assembly.